UUGGCGCUAGCUGAGGCGGGGACGAACUGAAAACAUGACCUUGAAAACGCAGACAUUCUGACUGAUACACUAGUAUAAACCAUGGUCGUUAUUACCGAAUAUGACUCGGAAAAGUCACGCAUUGAGGGCACAAUACUUGCUGCUAUAAACACACCGCUCGAACCAGCUGUCGCAGCUAGGAAUGCGCUUGGCGGGGCUUUCCCAGCGGCAGGCUUUGAAGACAAAGAGGAUGGCACACUCAGCGUUCAGGGACUUGAUGCUGCCCAGCGCCAAAGCCUGGAGGAUGCGCUCUUUGAGCUCAACCUGUCUCUUGCCAGCCAAGCUGUCACGAAAGGGCUUCCGCUGAUGCAGUAUCUGCAUCCAGACGCGACACAUGACGGUAUUACAACGGUGCCCAGAGCCAGCUUCGUAAACCCACCUUUCCAUUUCCACGUGGUGAUUUCCCGCUUUUUUACCUUUGGUGAUAGGUUCCUGCAGGUAUGUCUGGAGCUCGCGCGGCCGCUGCUGACGGAGCCGAUCAAGGACGCAGAGAAGGCGGGUGGGCGAAGGCGGCUACUCGAUUACGAGGGCUGGGCUCGGCUGUUCGAGGGCCUCAUGGAGGUUGGAACCAUCGCCGACUGCGCCGAUCUGUUUCGUCUGAUGGAGGGUGGCGGCGGCGCCAUGGCCACUGCCGCCAAGCGUGGCGACAACGGCGUCGAGCGCCCCGAGUCGGGUUCGAACCUGGAACUUGGCUGGUCGGCGGUGUUUUGCUCGGAGGAUUUUCGGCGAGAGCAGGGCGCCAAGCUGGCGCUGCUACGCAUGAGCAAUAUGCUGUUCCGGCGCCUGUCAAAGGCGUACGACGUACGGCUCUGCGGCCGGCUUCUCAUCUUCAUCUCCCGGUGCUACGAACUGAACGACAAGAGCGGUCUGAACGUGGCGGGCGCCCUCAACACGGGCCUCUCCCUGCCGGUGGACGAGGUGGAGCCCGGGGCGGUGGACAGCAUCGGCGAGCAGAUCGACCGGCGGCUAUACGCGUGCUUCUGGGGGCUGCAAGCCAUAUUUCAGGUCCUCCAACCUGUAGUGUACGGCAAGGUCAUGGCGGACAUGUCGUUGGUGCUAGACGAGUUUGCCGCCAUCAAAACCCCAGUGGCGGCGACAGGCCCAUGGGUCGCGGCACGCCACAGCCAUCAUAACGGUCAGCAUCGGGGUGCUGGCGAUGGGACCGAUGCGAUGGAGGUGGAGGAAGGAGGAGGACCUGCCACAGGCGGAGAUGAAGGUGGCGGCGGCGUGGGUACACGAUACCUGACCAGCAGCAAGCUAUUUGGGCUACAAGUUCGUGACUGCACCUUCAGGCGGCACUUCCUACUGCAGUGCCUGGCGCUGUUGCAGUACAUCGAGCAGCCCAGCAAGGCGGACAAGUCUGCCAUUGGACAGCGACCCGAGGGCUUGGAGGCCAUGAGGACGAAGGCGAGUGAACGGACAUGCGGAAAAUUGAGUAUGAGGACAUUAGGUUGGAGGCGAUGCCAACAUCACAGCGUGCUGAAACAUGAAGCCCACUGGGUGGCUUGGAAGCACGGGACGCAGCCGCCGGCGUCUCAAGGGCCCGCGGCGGCGGCGGCAGCGUCGCCAUCAGCCCCGCCAGCGGCGGCGGCGACCGUCGCCGCCGUUAGUGCUGCGGCGACGGAGCUGUGCCGGGACUUCACUCGGCCAUCGGCGCCGCCAACCCGGGAAAUCACCUCCACCUCCCACAGGGACACGGCUAGCGGGGCACAAGCGCCCAAGCGGAAGCGCGGUACGAGUGGCGGCCGUGCUGGAGGCGGCGCCGCAGCGGCCACCGGCGGUGGCCGCUUUGCAGUAUCCCGUGGCGUGAUGGGCCUUGCAGAUCCGUUGGCGGGGUUGAAGGUUUCGGAGCGCCGUACACGGGCGAGGAACCUAGUGGGCGAGGAGGAGAUUGUGCCCAUGCUGCCGACACCUCCGGAGCUGCUGAGCCCUAUCCUUGAAGAUCUGGAUCCAGACAACGACGUGGAGUCUCAGUAUCGCCGAGUACGGGAGGCUGUGUUCGCAUGGAAGCGGAUGCGGACUUUGGCCAGGAACUAUCUUGAGUUUUUCAAGAAGGGCGACGACCUGGAGGAGUCCGUGUUGGAGAUGAACCCCGACCUCAAGACCAAGAUAGCGGCACGGAAGGCCGAGCGUGAGGCGGAGCUGGCGGCCGCGGCCGCGGCAGAGGCCACGGAGGCUGGGGAGGUGCUGCCGGAUGCCGCAACCGAUGGAGCCGCCAACGAUCCUAACAAGCCCGAAGAGGGAGAGGCGUUGGCUAGCCCGCCGACCAAGUAG
Molecule: messenger RNA, 2313 nt
Organism: Volvox carteri f. nagariensis
Lineage: Eukaryota; Viridiplantae; Chlorophyta; Chlorophyceae; Chlamydomonadales; Volvocaceae
Exons: 13
Coding region: 82-2313 (743 amino acids)
Biological process (GO): regulation of DNA-templated transcription elongation; mRNA export from nucleus
Cellular component (GO): THO complex part of transcription export complex
Source: RefSeq, a predicted model, not a curated record